AAUAAAAAAUUUUCCCUCACUUUCUUCCACUCCAAACAAUCAAAAACUGAUAUCAAUUUUCUCGGAUUCCGAUUUUAGAUGACAAACGCAAAAGGCGGUACGAUGGCGGUGGUGGAACGGCCUGCUAUUCACCGGCAAAAAUUCGGAGCCUUAUUGCAUUCCGACCCAAACGACGUCGUCCUAUCACCGAGGCGUGAUAGCACAGCCAACCGCGACCGCGACGACGGUAACGGAAACGACAUGUCGUCGCGACGCCACAGCAGCUUCUCUCCAGCGACAACGACGACGGCAGCGGUUAUGAGCCCUGGGUAUUACUACACCGGCAGCGCGUCACCGUCGGUCAGCGUAUCGCCGUACGCCAUGUCGCCGUGGAAUAGCCAGAGCUCUCCGUACACGAAAUCCCCGUGGAUGACGUCAUCACCGAUUAUUUUCAGCCCCUUCGAAGGCGAGAACUUCCCUCGCAACGGAUUGAUCGGAUCUCUCGUCCGAGAGGAGGGCCACGUGUACUCUCUGGCGGUCUCCGGCGACCUCCUCUACACCGGAUCGGACAGCAAGAACAUCCGCGUGUGGAAGAAUCUCAAGGACUUCACCGGAUUCAAAUGCAGUAGCGGAUUAGUCAAGGCGAUCGUGAUCUCCGGCGAUAGAAUCUUCACCGGUCACCAGGACGGGAAAAUCCGCGUCUGGAAAACAUCUCAAAAGAAUCCAAAACUCCACAAGCGCAUCGGAAGCUUACCUUCCUUCAAAGACUCCCUCAAGAGCUCCGUAAACCCGAAGAACUACGUCGAAGUCCGACGACGCCGUAACGUCCUCCGAAUCAGGCACUUCGACGCCGUCUCCUGCAUGAGUCUUAACGAGGAGCAAGGAUUACUCUACUCCGGGUCGUGGGACAAGACCCUAAAGGUAUGGAGAAUCGCGACGUCAAAAUGCCUCGAGUCAAUAACGGCGCACGACGACGCGGUGAACGCAGUCGUUUCGGGGUUCGAUUCGUUGGUUUUCACGGGCUCCGCCGACGGGACGGUGAAGGCGUGGCGAAGGGAGCUCCAAGGGGAAUCGGGCACGAGCAGGCAUUUCUUGUUCCAGAUUUUGUUGAGGCAAGAGAGCGCGGUCACGGCUUUGGCUAUUAAUAAAGAAAACGGCGUCGUUUACUGCGGUUCGUCGGACGGGCUAUUAAACUUCUGGGUUAGAGAGAAGCGGUUAUCGCAUGGGGGCGUCCUCAGGGGACACAAGCUGGCCGUCCUAUGCUUGGCCACCGCGGGGAAUCUCGUCUUCAGUGGAUCGGCGGACAGGAAUAUUUGCGUGUGGAGGAGGGACGCGAGUUGGGCCCACGCCUGCCUCUCGGUGUUGACGGGCCACACUGGGCCGGUUAAGUGCCUGGCUGUAGAGGAAGAUCGGAGCGAUGAUGAAAAGCGCGGUGAUGAUCGCGAUCAGCGGUGGAGAGUGUAUAGCGGAAGCCUUGAUAAGUCGGUGAAAGUGUGGCGCGUGUCGGAGAACGUGCCGGAGCUGAAGCAGAUGAGGGCCUGGGAACAGCAGUGCCCGAGUAAUGGCUACGCGCCUUCGCCCAACGGCCACAAUGGGGUUGGUCGGUUUGUCGUCCGUUCUAACGGAGAGGUCAUCAGCAGCCCAAAACAAAGAAGGCACAUAACAUUCUGGGAAUAAUCUGACGCUCCCAAGACGAUCGUGAACCACACGCCGGAUAGGGUCUGUUGGGGUGGCCGCGUACAUGGCGGCGUUGGUGGUCCCCAACCGUUUUAUUUGUCAAGGUCGCUAGACUUUCGACCCCAUCAUAAAUACCCUUUUUGGCCGUCCUUUUGGGAAUGGGCCAGUAGGAGCUUGCCACGCAAGAUGGAAUAGGUCGACGUCGUUAGCUGCUGUUUCAAGUUACCAAUUAUUUGGACAAAUGACAAAAUGCGUGUGAAUACGUAUAUACGAUUUUUUACCAAAAAGUACAAUUUUGCUUCAAAGUGAAAAAUUACCCAAAAGGAAAGGAGAUUAUAGUGUUAUACAUUUGUUUUUCAUUUUCAUUUUUUUUUUUUUUUGCUUGCUUCCUGGGGGACUAUAUUGUUGACAAGAUUGACUGGUUUUUGUUUGCAAGUUUCUUGUCCUCCUAGGGAAGAUUGAGUGAGUAGUUCUUGAUUUGUAUAGGUGUACAUAUGUCAAGUUUGUACAACUAAUGUUUUAUUGGGUUUCAAUUUGAUGAUAUCAAUUGUUCAAGUUUGUGAAUAUAUAUUAGCGGGUUACGGGCGUGGAAAACGUUGGCUCUGAACCGAUACGAAAGCCUUCCCAUGCUGUAGCGGUAGGAAAUUCGAACUCUAAA
Molecule: messenger RNA, 2314 nt
Organism: Morus notabilis
Lineage: Eukaryota; Viridiplantae; Streptophyta; Magnoliopsida; Rosales; Moraceae
Product: protein JINGUBANG
Exons: 1
Coding region: 79-1656 (525 amino acids)
Molecular function (GO): protein binding
Source: RefSeq, a predicted model, not a curated record